GGCAGCUGCUUCGUAACCCUUUCAACAAAAUCGAUUCUCUCGAGCUGUCGGCCAGGACAGCGCCCCUGUUACGCAAAUCCGUCACCAAAGGACUUUUUGUCCUGAUCAUCGUUCAAAGAUUGUGUUGUCUGUAAAGAGUCAUCGGUUACUUUUCAGGAUCGGCCGUCACUACAGAUUGAUCUGACGCCCAUUCCUACGACACCAACACUAUUACCUGCACCGGCUGCCCUCGAUUCAACUUCCACUUCCAAACCUCGAACUUUACACCACCAGAUCGGAUCAGACUUCUGCUACGCAACGCGUCGAUGCGCGUCACCACACCUUAGAGGUAGCAGCCAAGUGUUUCCACAGCGUCUGGCGGCCGGUCAAAACGUUACGCUUGUCCAGUCGCUUGGUCAAGGUGCAAGAAGCGCUGUCACGAACUGCAGUAUCCGCCUCGACCACACUUCUCGACCAUGCUCACCUUCCGCCGCGCCCUGGUGGCAGCGGCCUUCUUCCUCACCAUCUUCUACCUCAUAUCUUCAUCCUCGUCGAACCCUCCAUCAACAACGACACCAGCUGUCCCUAAAACCGACGCCGAUGUCGAGACAGCCAAGCAUGCAUCAACCACUGCUGUGACGGACAAGAGCUCCUCGGGCGCCAACGCCGCUCAACAAAACCCCCAGGGCCAACGACCGAUCCAAGACAUGUCACGAAUGACACUGUACGAAAAGCUCGCGUAUCAGUUUCCCUACGAUGUCGAAUCCAAGUUCCCCGCCUACAUUUGGCAGACGUGGAAGUGGACACCAGCACACGGCGAAUUCAACUUCCGCGAUCAGGAGGCCACAUGGACACAGCAACACCCUGGGUUCAUUCACGAAGUUAUCACCGACAAGGUCGCCGUACAUCUUAUCCGUCUGCUUUACGCAUCCGUCCCCGAGGUGGUGGAGGCAUACAAUGCGCUUCCCUUGCCGGUGCUCAAGGCCGACUUCUUCCGCUAUUUGAUUUUGCUGGCGAGGGGCGGCAUCUACUCGGACAUCGACACGUAUGCGAUUCGGAGUGCCGUCGAGUGGAUUCCCGAUUCAGUUCCCAAGGACGCCAUUGGUUUGGUGAUCGGCAUCGAGGCUGAUCCAGAUAGGCCGGAUUGGAAGGAGUGGUACAGCCGGAGGAUCCAGUUCUGUCAGUGGACGAUCCAGAGCAAGCCAGGUCAUCCGGUGCUGCGGGAAGUCGUUUCACGCAUCACGAAUGUGACGCUGGCGAUGAAGAGAAACGGGACACUGAGAGGCGUGGUUGACAAGAAUGUCAUCGAGUUCACCGGGCCUGCUCUCUGGACCGACGUCAUCUUUGAGUAUUUCAACGACCAGCGUUAUUUCGACAUGACACACUCGGCCGGAUCCAUCGACUGGAAGAACUUUACGGGCAUGGAGGCCUCGAAGCGGGUGGGAGACGUGGUCGUUCUCCCCAUCACAAGCUUCUCUCCUGGCGUGGGCCAGAUGGGCGCUAAGGAAUAUGACGAUCCCAUGGCGUUCGUAAAGCAUGAUUUUGAGGGCACAUGGAAACCCGAGAGCGAACGCCACAUUGGAGAAAACAAGUAAAACAUAUGCCAGUACGGCUUGGCACCAUAAUCCAGCGGCCUUCAGUUCUUCACUUCCGUUUAAUAUUGACGGCCAGGCACAUUUCCUAGCCUCGACGCUCUACAACUUGUAAUUUCUUGACGCAACUAAUUCAUCAGCAUGGUCACGGCGUUUUGUGCGUCUAUUCUACGCCUCAGCCGGGGAAAUGUCAUUUCAUAAAAAGACGGAUGGGCUGUAAGGUAUGGCGCAAUAUCGGGGAAGGGGAUAUAGAAAAGAGAGAGUGUACACAAAAGCUGGACUGCGAAAGUAUGGGCGGAGAUGAGAACUCGAUUUAGAGACAUCUUACAAUGUCAUGAUGAGAAGAAGGAGGAAAGCGAAAGAAAUGGAAGGCAGCAUUGUACACAUCCUUGUUAUACUUGCCACAAUCUUGGCGCAGUCUUGCCGGUAGAGAAAGAUAGGUCAGAAGAAAAGCACACACCAAAAAAAAAAAAAAAAAAAAGAAAGAAAUAGGAUGGCACAAGGUCCGAAAUCGUCACCGAA
Molecule: messenger RNA, 2093 nt
Organism: Neurospora crassa OR74A
Lineage: Eukaryota; Fungi; Ascomycota; Sordariomycetes; Sordariales; Sordariaceae
Gene: och-1
Product: initiation-specific alpha-1,6-mannosyltransferase
Exons: 3
Coding region: 456-1574 (372 amino acids)
Biological process (GO): protein N-linked glycosylation
Cellular component (GO): mannan polymerase complex
Molecular function (GO): alpha-1,6-mannosyltransferase activity
Source: RefSeq, a predicted model, not a curated record